Bufo bufo (common toad) is the source of this 3386-nucleotide messenger RNA. RefSeq names its product OFD1 centriole and centriolar satellite protein (gene OFD1). Bases 105 to 3029 code for a protein of 974 amino acids. The record is from RefSeq and is a predicted model, not a curated record. The transcript is spliced from 23 exons. Gene Ontology annotation, biological process: epithelial cilium movement involved in determination of left/right asymmetry. Gene Ontology annotation, cellular component: centrosome; ciliary basal body. Gene Ontology annotation, molecular function: protein binding. NCBI's taxonomy places the organism in Eukaryota, Metazoa, Chordata, Amphibia, Anura, Bufonidae.
AGGAAUCCAGGCGGUUGUGAGCGCUGUGUUUGUACGUACGCUGGCGGUUGGUAAUGUGAACACUGCUUGAUGCUCUUUGGAGAGGUUCCUCCUUCUCAGGCCAAAUGUCUCAAAGUGAGCUGAAAUCCUUGUCCCAAGAAGAACUGCGGAAAAGACUUUAUCAGACGUUUAAAAAGAAGGGCGUCUUAGAUUCACUGAAGACGCAACUUAGGAAUCAGCUCAUUCAAGAUCUGAAGCUCCGUGCAGGUAGUGGCGAGCCCCUUCAGGCUCCGCUUCUGUCUGGGGACUCACUAUUACACAGGGCCUGUAACAGCCUAGUGGCGGAUCACCUGAGAAGAUGUGGUUACGAGUUCUCCCUCUCCGUGUUUUAUCCAGAGUGUGGAAUGGAGAAAGAAAAGGAUUUCUCGAUCCACGACUUAAUGCAGCUAAUGAAAAUAAACCCCAAAUCCUCGUUCUGCAAAUCUCUGACAACGGCAUACCAGAAUAGCAGUACUAAAGGUUUUCUUCUACAAAUCCUGACCGAACUGAUUGACUACCAACUCCAGAGAGAUGGCAGAGAUGCUGAUACUCAGACAAUCACGACUUCUCCUUACAAAGAGUCAAUCGUGGAGAAACUGAAAUUUAUUGAUGAACAGUUUGAAGAAAUGUAUCCAAAACGUUCAAAAUUUGAGUCUCUGGAGGGCAAGUUGUCUGAGUAUCGCAGGGAAGUCGAGCAACAGCUCCGGCAGGAAAUGUCUCAGAAGUUCCAGCAUUUUAAAGAUGUCGAGCUUGCAAAAAUCAAACUAGAAGAACGGGAAAGGUCCCAGAAGGAGAUUUCUGAUUUGCGAAGAGAAUUGGAAAAGACCUACCAGUUGAAAUGUGAAGGCUUAGUGUCACGAGAGAAGAAUGCUGUAGAGAGACUUCAGAGGCAACAAGAGAUUGAAUCCAAGGAAGUGUAUGCUCAGAGACAGACCCUGCUCAAGGAGAUUGAGACUGUGCGAAACCGAGAAAUGGACCUUCGCCAACGCAUUGAAGCUUUUGAGCUAGCUCAGAGGUUACAAGAAGAGAAGAACAGAAGUGUGAAUGAGCUGCUCCGGAAGCGAGAGUUGGAUGUUAAGAAUAUUGACGAUACCUUCCAACAAAAGCUUAAAGCUGAACUUCUACGGUAUCAAAUUGAACUAAAAGAAGAAUACUUUAAGAAAACUCAAAAAGCCAAUGAAGAUGAGAGGAGAAAUAGAGAGGAAGCGGCACGGUUACGUGAAGAUACGAUUGUUAUCAACAUGAAGAAACAGGACCUGGAACAAGCUGUAUCUCGCACAUCGCAGCUUCAGGUAGAGGUGGACACCCUAAAAGCACAGUUGUCUCUUGUUACGCAGCAGAACCAAAACCUGAGUGAGAAGCUUAGGGAAUUUGCAGCCUAUCCCCUAAUACAGCAGGAAAAGCUUGAACUUCAGGCUCAAAUCCGGUUACUUAAACAGCAAAUAGAGGAGCUCCAGAGAGAAAACCAUAUCCUCAGGGAAAAAACAUCUACCGAGUUACUUACUCUUCAAGAACAAGUCAAUCACUUGGAGUCUGCCCGAAAGUUUGAGCAAAAUGAGUUCAAAAUACAAAGGGAAAUCCUUGAGAAACAGCUAGAAUUAGAGAUUGAACGUGGUAUGGAAAUGAAAAUGCAGCUGUUAAGUCGUGAAGAAUCUUCAAAAAGAUUAAGUGCCCAAGUUGAACAACUGGAGUUUCAGCUGAGACGAACCCAACAAGCCCUUGAAAAUGAAGUGUAUUGCCACCCCAAGGCACCUCUGCUUGAUCGUUUUACGCUAGGCUUCCCUGCCAGCAGGAUGGUCAAUCCUGAUCAUUAUGAUGAGAAACCUGUUGUGAAAAGCCAACGAUUACUGGACACUCUUGUUGAAACAGGUGGCACCUCAUUUCGAAGGCAUCCCUACAACGAUGGUACCCGAAGCAGCUCCCCUGAUUCAGAUCUGGAGUUUGUAGCUAGCACCAAAGCGCGCAUUAAAGAACUUGAAAAAGAAGCAGAGUAUUUAGAAGAGGCUUAUCGAAACUAUCAGCAUAGAGUCAUCCCACAGGCUGCCUCCUUGCCAAGCAGAGGUUACCUAAGUGCUAUGCCAGCUGUGCCACAUCACAAAGUCACUUUUUUAGAGGACAACCUCACUCCACAACAGCAUGUUCUCUUAAACAGACUGAAAACAGAGAAAUAUGAAGGCCUCCUGUCAACUGAAGUAGGUAUGACCCCACCACGGAGCAAGAAAUCCUCCUCUCGUAGAUUGUCUUCAACUCCUGUGUCAAAAACAGAAAAGAGUCAGGAAGAGAGAGCUUCUUUGGAAGAUGGCACCUAUAUUUCGUCAUCUAACCAUAGCCUUAAUCACAGAUUUUCCCCUAUUCCAAAAGCUGCACAACGUCCUACACAAAACCGUGAUGUUCUAGAUGCUGCAGUAGAAGACGAAAUUGAACAGUUGUCUAGUGCUCAGAAGCCAGCCAGAGAGAGUUUGGAUUUAUCCCGUCAUUCUAUGCCUGAAAUGUUGCAUCCAGAGGACCUCAAUCGUUCAGACUCAUCACUGCAAGACCAGGAGGACAUACCAGAGCAGCUUGAAAGUGACUUGUCUCGUCCAUCUGGAGGCUCUGUCCAUGACAUUGGUGUCACUGCAGAUGCACCAGUGCCUGACUCGUUCAGCAGCAGGGAGAAAAGUGAAAACUCAAACCAAGGUUUGGACAGGAGUAAGAAGACAGACCCCCAGGAGCAUAAGGAAGAAUCAGACCGAGACUGCUCAGAAAUACAAGAGAAGGCAGAUCAGCAACCAGAGGCCUUUGCAGCAGAGCCUAAAUUAUUACAUGAUGUUCAAGAGGAAAGUGUAAAAGACAGUACCCCAGAAGUAAAUCCCUUGGACAGGUACAUGCAGUUGCUCCUUCAGAACCGAAAAGAUGAACCAUCUGACAAGGUUACUAAAGAAAACUUUGAAGACAUGUCUGUAGAGGAGAAACUUUCUAAUGAAAGUAUCACAGCUCACUCCACCGGAGAAGCAGACGAUGACUUCUGGUAAACAGUCAUUUCCUCUCUCCAAGAUGAAUCCAAGUCCUUUGAAUUUUGACACUAAUCAUUUGUGUGACCAGCACAGCAUGUUUUUAUUUGAUGUGGAAAUUUCGUCAAAGGCCAAUUUCUAUAACGGAAUUUGUUGAAUAUCUGAGUCUUUAACUCUUCUCCCUACGAACGACUUAUUAGAAUAGGACUCCAGAGAAAUCAUUCCCUACCAUAGAAGGAUUUGUUCUAUAGACAAUUUUAGGAAUGUUGUGAAUUAUUUAUUAUCUACCAUGUAUUAGCAUUACAAAGACUGUCCUAUAUACUUUGAUCACAUUGUUUUGAAUGUGUGGACAGAAGCCAUCUCGGGGCAGUAUAUUUU